Symbiodinium natans is the source of this 1917-nucleotide messenger RNA. The record is from the annotation of a GenBank genome assembly. NCBI's taxonomy places the organism in Eukaryota, Dinophyceae, Suessiales, Symbiodiniaceae.
AUGGUUGUACAUCUCUGCUUUUUGCAGUACUUUUUUCCCGAUCCCACGCUCCAGACCGCGAUCCCCUGCACACCAAACUGCAUCUCUGAUUCAGGUCAUUUUGAAGCAAACGCAGGCCGACAUCGUUUGAACGCAGAGGAUGUCGCCCUGGCUCUUGCAUGUGCAGGACUUUCAAGCACCCAGCUGCAGGCCGCAGUAGAAGACGCGAGCACCAGCGAGGCUUUUCUCAACAAAGUGUGCCAAGACAUCUGCAAGAGGGCUGCAGAAGCCACCGUUUGGCAGCGCACCGAUGCCAGGGAACUCGACUUUGCUUUCUUUACCCCCUUUCCAGGUCCUCGCACGUUGCUGCAUCAAAGUAUGCCAGUCAUAUGGUUGACUCAGCUUGCGCUUUGGCCAACGUUAGUGUCCAAGUUCCUUCAGAUGAUCCGCUGCGUGCCAAUGCAGGAAGACGGAUUGCAGGAAACGAAGUCCAUACAGCGCUUGGCUUUGCAUCCAGACGUGAAGUGCUGGGAGGAAGAUCACAAUGCUUUGGCCACAGUUGCCUUCACAGGAUUAUCUCUGUGGUGCGUGGGUGUUCCCUUAUUGCUCUUUAUUCAGAUCUGGAAACUGAAGGAUCGACAAGAUGCAAACAACUACCGUAGGUACGGCUUCUUCAUCCGAGGUCUAGAGCCGAGAUACUGGUACUGGGACAUUCUUGUGAAGAGGGCAGACACCUGUUUGAUGCUAUUGGUGGCGAACACAUCUAUAGCGGAUGACAACAAUGCCAAGCUGCUCCUAUUUCCUUUGAUUUCUGGCCUAAUGCUCGCAAUCAAUAACUGGUACAAGCCUUAUUCAAACGGCCAGGCCCAGAUUUUGGACUACAUUGAAUUCAUCCUACUGCUCACAAGGUUUGUACUCUUUAGCGGCGUUUCUGUGUUGCUCAUCUUCUUCCCAAGACAAGAAGCUGUUUCCGUUGUGGGCGGACUCUUGCUUGGGAUGCUUGGCGCUGCCGCAUUUUACGCCGGUCUACAGACUUUGGCACAAGCAUUGCGCAGUUGUUCCGCAAGUCUCAACAGCGAGCAACACCACUUGCACGGGAAAGAGGAGUUUGCGUGGCGAAGCACAUCGACGUGGACAAUGAGCGCGGCUAAAGCUGUCAGUGUCGUCCAGAAGCUGAUGCGAUUUGCUUUAGAUUCGCUUCUCCCUUUAGUUCAGCCUCGAGAACGCCUCGUGUUAUCAUGGUCAUUGCGAGAUGCAAGACCAACCUUCGAAGUCGUUCCCGCCAGCCACCAACCCUCUUCCUUUAUCAGUCGAUCCUUGACCAGUUUGUCAGUGCAUUUAUUCCGGCUUGACCUCAUCACACAGCAAGACUCCAUCUGGGCUGAUUAUUCAGCAUUUAUUAACAUUUGGGAGCACCAGCAUGGACGGAAGGAUAUUUUGACUUUGAACGUCCUGUGCGCACUUGCCGCUUCCAGCCGGGACCUUCCAACCGCCAUCCUGAACUCCCAGCUAGGUGGCUACUGGAUCAAGAAUUUGGAUGGCUUGGCGUCGGACACUAGGAAAGCCUGGGUGCUGUCUACAGAGGACGUAUCGAGUGCAGUUGUCCGCUUCAGUGCACUCCCGCGAGUGGAUGCCGAAAAAUUGAUCACAGUCGCAAACAGAUUUGUGGAUGGAUUAUCGCACGUGGCAGCAGUAGGAUUGGAGGACCCUUUGUGCUCUAGCAAUAUGCCGGCGCAGACGAAGGAGGCUACAUCAGCAGAUGGUGCCCAAGAAUCUGAAGUUUCUAGGGCCAUCCCAGCAACGAGCAACCAAGAUGAGACGAGGCUGGCGGUGAGGGCCAGCCCGAAGCAGAUUCCGAGAGAUCGUGAAUUUUUGGAACGAGCCGUGAGCGAGGACACCGCAGAAGACCAGGCUUGCAACAAGGUGCGUUCCAUCUAA